AUCACAAAGAGGCAUGGGGUGAAAAUAGCGUUUUGGUUUACAGAUUGAUGUCAACAAAACUGUCCCUUAUUUGUCUUCAUCUGAAUCGGUCGAGAUGAAGAAGAAAACCUUAGUGGUGUUUGAUUUUGAUCACACGUUGGUGGACAACAACAGUGACAUGUGGGUGAUCCAAUGCACACCUGAGCAGAGCUUACCUGCCUGGCUUGAGAAUUCAUACCAGAGAGGGCGCUGGACCGAGUACAUGGGUCGAGUGUUCACUUACAUCGGAGAGCAAUCUAUCCGUCCGGACGCAGUACGCGAGGUCAUGCAGACGAUCCCGUUCACAGAUGGAAUGAUCGAGCUGCUGAAGUUUAUCUAUCAAAACAAGAGCCACAUUGAUUGUAUUAUAGUCUCUGAUUCUAACACACUGUUCAUAGACUGGAUUUUAGAAGCUGGCGGCAUGAAGUGCGCCGUCGAUAUAGUCUUCUCAAACCCGGCCAGCGUGAACCAACGUGGGUACAUCGAAGUCGGGGGCUUUCAUUCGCACUCCUGUGAGCGCUGUCCUGUUAACAUGUGCAAGCAGAAAGUGUUAACUGAUUUUAGAGCCAGACAGGCAGAUGUUGGGGUCCAUUACCACACCGUGUGUUAUGUAGGGGAUGGGUCGAAUGAUUUCUGUCCUAUUAAGGCUUUAAAUGAGGGGGAUAUCGCAAUGCCAAGAAAGGGGUACAGUCUGGAAAAACUGCUGGCCAAAAGCAGGAGUGAAAGUAAUGCUCCUAAAGUGCAGGUCAUCCCCUGGAACAGCGGGACUGACAUACUAAACCAGCUAAAAAUCAUCCAGCAACAGGCUGAACUAUUAUAAAACAGUAAUGAUGGGCUGCCGCAAAAACACAGCAAAGAAAGAUAAGGAUAAGAAGCAUUUAAAUAGCCUCACAUAGUCUGAUGAAUAAAGUCUGAAAUGUUUACACCUUCAUUUAUGCUUUUAUUAUCUGUUUUUAUUUGAAGUGCUGAGCCGUGGGCUGUGGAUGUCAAACUUCUCUGACAAUUCUGCAGUGUAAAGGAAACUUUUACCACGAAACAUUUUAAAUAUGCUUAUACAAGUUUAGUGAUUCUGGUGCUUGAAUUGUUGCUUUAUUACAGCACUUUAUAACCAUCACAGAUGUAAAGCUGUAACUUUACGACAACUUUAGGACAGAGGAGUUUACUCUUAACACACUGAUGUUAAUGUUGUCAUUUGUAGGAUCUUUCUUUAGAAACUGUAUGAAAUUUAAUAUGAUUGUUUUUGUUUUAUCACCAUGUAUAAUAAAGAGAAUAUAUAGUAUCAUGAUUAACUUUAAUAAAAUGAGAAAUAAAAUCUAUAACACUUGUUGAAAUUGACACAUCA
Tachysurus vachellii is the source of this 1360-nucleotide messenger RNA. RefSeq names its product phosphatase, orphan 2 (gene phospho2). Gene Ontology annotation, molecular function: phosphatase activity. Lineage: Eukaryota; Metazoa; Chordata; Actinopteri; Siluriformes; Bagridae. The record is from RefSeq and is a predicted model, not a curated record. The transcript has 2 exons. Bases 95 to 838 code for a protein of 247 amino acids.